This is a messenger RNA of Amborella trichopoda, 795 nucleotides long. RefSeq names its product Ribosomal L28 family (gene PRPL28). Gene Ontology annotation, molecular function: structural constituent of ribosome. Gene Ontology annotation, cellular component: ribosome. The record is from RefSeq and is a predicted model, not a curated record. Gene Ontology annotation, biological process: translation. Lineage: Eukaryota; Viridiplantae; Streptophyta; Magnoliopsida; Amborellales; Amborellaceae.
AUCGUGCGCUUCUGCUCUCAGGAUAAGCGGGCAGUUUUUCAAAAGAAAAUCUCUCUCUUCUUUUUCAUCAUUUUCUCUCACUGUAUUUUCUCAUAUUAUCAUGGCCGCAUCGCUCCUGUUUCGCUCUUCUCUCUGUAUAAACCCUAAUCAGAGUUGCUUACAUGGAGCACCUUUCAACCACUCUUCUUCUUUUUCUAAAGUGUCUAUGAAUCAUUCAAAAUUUGUGCUUCCGAUUUCAAAGCGUUCAGAAUUAGGGUUUUCGAGCUCUCAGCUGAGUGGCAUUGGGAUUUCAUUCGGUGAAACCCUAAGAGGAGCCGUCUCCACCACCUACAGGCGGAUGAUUCAACCAGUUGCUCGGCGCGUCUGUCGCUUUACUGGUAAGAAGGCCAAUAGGGCAAACAAAGUCUCCUUCUCCAACCACAAGACCAAGAAACUUCAAUUUGUUAACCUUCAAUACAAGAGAGUUUGGUGGGAGGCAGGUAAACGCUAUCUCAAGCUUAGAUUAUCAACAAAAGCUUUAAAGACAAUUGAAAAGAAUGGUUUGGAUGCUGUUGCCAAGAAGGCCGGGAUCGAUCUCAGAAAAGAGUAACAACUCUGCCCAUCUAUUAGCUCCCACUCUCUAUGGAUUGUAAUCCACCAUAAAAAAGUGAGAGAAAAGAUUCAAAUCAUAUUUUCUGGGUUUUGUUUUCCAAUUGGUUUGAGCAAUUUCUUGUUAGAAGACUGGUUCAUGUAUUUACUUCCCUGUUUUGGCAAUGAAUUUGUAUUAUUUUUUUCAGUUAUUGAUUUUUCUUUCUA